AUGUCGGACUACAAGAACGGUACAGCGGGCGGCUCCAAGGCCAAGCGUGGCCAUUGCAAGAGGUUUUGGUGGGUGUACCUGUUGGUCUUGAUUGUCAUUAUUGUUAUUGUUGUUCCUUGCAUAAUCCUCAUUGCGGUGCCAAAGAUGGCUCAAUCCAAGGUCAACGAUGCCAAAUUGACCAUCGAUGGUGUUGCUGUCACUCAGACGGAGGCGGGCUCCUUUAAUUUGGCCAUCAACUCUACGAUAACCACCGACGGCAGCGCACAUGCCACGAUAGCUGGCUUCAACGGAACCAUGUGGCUGUUGGACACUGACGGUCCGGUUGCCUUUACCUCUAUCGAGUUUCCCGAGACGUCUUCCGAUGCCGUGGUUCCUGUGAAUAUUAGCCAGAUCGUGACCAUCGACCACCUCGACGAGCUCACCACGUUCAACCAGAGACUACUGACCAAUGAAACGGUCAAUGUCCGAGUGAAUGGCAGCACCACGGUCCGCGUGUCUGGAAUUGCGCGUGAUUAUCCCAUCACAUUCUCCAAGGACAUUGCUUUCGCCGGGUUCAAGUCGUUUGCCGGCAUCAAUGUCACCAACCCGAAAGUGGGAUUGACUCAGACAAAGAACUUUAAUGCAACGGCAAUCAUUCCCAACCCCACAUUGUGGAGCGUCGACGUGGGCAACACUUCCUUUAGCACCUACUUCAACAACACCAAGAUUGGUGUCACCAACAUCACCAACAUGGUUCUCCAGCCCGGCGACAAUGAGUUUCCCAUUGAAGGAGACAUUUCUCAGCUGGUGAUUGUCAAUGCGCUUAUACAACAACCAUACUGCAGCAACGGGGGUGUUCUCCCCUUUGCCAUUACUGGUGAUUCGGUGGUGAACAACAACGAGUCCAUUCCGUGGCUUGCAAACGCCCUAUCUGCUUUCAAUGUCAGCCUCAAUAUAGAGAUUGGCGCUGCCGUCAAGAGUGCUGGCAUCCCACUCUCUUGUGCUGAUGCCACAAACUCGACAAAGCUGAGGGUCUAG
Molecule: messenger RNA, 1017 nt
Organism: Pestalotiopsis fici W106-1
Lineage: Eukaryota; Fungi; Ascomycota; Sordariomycetes; Amphisphaeriales; Sporocadaceae
Exons: 3
Coding region: 1-1017 (338 amino acids)
Cellular component (GO): fungal-type vacuole membrane
Source: RefSeq, a predicted model, not a curated record